This is a messenger RNA of Sesamum indicum (sesame), 2114 nucleotides long. Its product is annotated as ankyrin repeat-containing protein BDA1. Gene Ontology annotation, molecular function: protein binding. The record is from RefSeq and is a predicted model, not a curated record. NCBI's taxonomy places the organism in Eukaryota, Viridiplantae, Streptophyta, Magnoliopsida, Lamiales, Pedaliaceae. Gene Ontology annotation, cellular component: plasma membrane.
UCUUGUAAUAUCAGUAUAAGAAUGCAAAUCACUUACUACACAUAACAUAAUUUAAUAACUGCAUUCAUGAUUUAUGUGCAUCAUCCUCAACUGUAUAAUUCAAGUCAACAUCAAGAAACUUUUGAAAAUUCCUUUCUUUCUCAGCAAUACAUGCAAUUGGGUUGGGACCCCCUCGCACCAUUGACUCAGAACUUCUUUCUUUACUUUUUCCCUUCUUGGCGGCCACCAAAACCCACAUUGUCUUAUUGAUUGUUUCUCCAAGAAAAGAGACGAUCUUCCGGAGGAGCAAGAAUCAGCAGAUAUGCAUAUUAAUUAGAGAGAAAAGGGUUGUUAAGAGAGAGAUAGAAGAUGGAGAAAAGAUUAUCAGAUGCAGCCUUACAAGGAAACGUAACAUCGUUGGUACAAAUUUUGGAAGAAGAUCCACUGAUCUUGGACAAGCUCAUAGUCUCCUGCAUCUCCGAAACCCCGCUCCACACCGCCGCCACGCUUGGCCACCUCGACUUCCUCAAGGAACUGCUCAGCCGCAAGCCCGAGUUGGCGGCCGAGUUGGACUCAUGCGGCUGCUCUCCGCUGCACCUGGCGGCGGCCAAGGGCCACGUGGAUGUCGUCAAGGAGCUUCUUAGCGCCGGUGGGGAAGUGGGCUUGGAGAGGAACACGGACGGAAGGACCGCCCUGCAUGUGGCGGCGAUUAAGGGGAGGGCAGUGAUACUGGCUGAGCUGAUCCGGGUCAAUCCCGAGUUGACCCGAGUUCUGACGGACCGAGGGGAGACGGGUUUGCACCUGUGCGUGAAGUGGAAUCGGUUGGAGGCGUUGAAGUUGUUGGUUGAGGAGAAUGGGAAAGAUGGGGAAUUGGUGAAUUGGAAGGAUUGUGAGGGGAAUACUGCUCUGCAUAUUGCUGUGGCCAAGAAGCAUAUUGAGCAGAUCAUCAACUGUUUACUUACAUUGAGUGGCUUGGAAGUGAAUGCUUUGAAUAAGAGUGGGUUGACAGCUUUGGAUAUAUUAAGACAAAGUCCUCGGGACCUCAGAGACAUGGAAAUUGAACUCGCGCUUCGCAAGGCCGGAGCUUCAAGCGUUAAAGAUCUGCACUUAAUCACCGAUGACUGGAUCCCACAAAAAGCUCGGCAAAUGACCAAAAGGCUGUCCUCUCAAGAAACCAGAACAAAGAAGCCAGUUGUAAAGCACAAGUCCACAGACUGGCUUGGGAGGAAGCGCAGUGCACUAAUGGUGGUGGCGUCUCUGAUCGCAACGGUGGCAUUUCAGGCCGGACUAACCCCACCAGGCGGUGUUUGGCAGGAUAAUUACACGGUAGACGACAAGGGGAAUCCAGUCAACGAUCCUCACUCUGUUGGGCAAUCAAUCAUGGCGUAUCAAGAGCCCAAAUCCUACGGCAUAUUCAUGAUUUUAAACACGAUUGCAUUUCUCUCCUCACUAAGCAUAAUCCUCCUCCUCGUCAGUGGGUUGCCUAUGAGACGAAGGCGUUGGAUGUGGGUUCAAAUGAUAAUCAUGUGGAUUGCAAUAACAGCCCAAGUGGGCACGUAUUUUGUCACGCUCCGGCACAUGUCGCCAAACGAUGUCGAGGGUGUGCUGCGUGAGGUCACCGAGAUAUCAGUGUUGACAUGGCUGACGCUUAUGGUGGUUGUUUUCAUGGGAAACGCUGUGAGAAUGAAUUUGUGGGUUCUGAGAAAGUAUGGAUACAUUAAGGAAAAGGAGAUACAGACAGAAGGUAUUGAGGAUGAUGAAGAAGAUAUGUUGGAAUAGCUUUAAGAGCAUCAUAGUUCAUGAAGAGUUUAUAAUUGUCUGGGUACUUCACUGGAUUUGUUAAGAUUUUGAGUGGUGAAGGUGGGAUUUGAUGUGAGUAUCAGAAUUUGUGUGCAAGAUAGAAGGAUUGAUAUGGUUGGAUGAGCGACACUUUUUUUGGUUUAUUUAUUAGAAUUGAUGAAUAUUUCUUAACUCAGGUUGGUUUUGGAUGUCCAUUGUACAGUCUACGUACGUUUGUAUUCAUACGAAACGUUGAAUCAUACAUGAUGAUGCUCGGUACAAUCACGGACCAUGUGAGGGGCAGUGCCAAACCCAAUUUGCAGGUGUAUGUAUAUAUGUCAGGUGUUUGUGUUGGA